AUGUUUAGCGAUAAUGAUAUUAACUCUGAAAAAAUCCAAGCUCCCGCAUGCAUGUUGGCUUUGGAGCCGUUUAACGAUGAUAAUGUCAAUGAAAACCACCUCAACUAUGAAAAAAGACGAAGGGAUGAAGAUUGUCAAAUCAAAAAGGAAUCUUGCACGGAAUAUUUUGGCUCCCGCCGUGGUAUCGUAAACUUCCUGGACAUCACGGAAAGUUUUAUCGACAAUGACACGCUGACGGAGGAAAAUCAGAUCGCGUCUUUAAAGGGCCUUCAGUGUUGUGGCGACUCUGGCGAAAAUGAUCCUCACAAACAAGGUAGCGAUGAUGAAUUAGAAAAAGUCGCGCUAACCAAAUCGCUUAAUAGUAUUGUUCUAAAAUCUAUACACUCCAGUGGAAGCAUCGGCAGCCGAGAGGGCUUUCAGCGAUUGCCCUGGUCGAGUGGGUAUUAUGGAGGGCAAGACGAUCACGGCCGUCGAAUGCGGAGUCCCUCGACCGACUCCUGUACAAUAGAGCGCGAUGAAAUGUUUAACCGCGUCCAGACGCUCGUGUCGCGGAUGCAAACACGUCGCACGGGGUCUCAAAUCACCGACUUGUACGCAAGUUUGACUGGAGAAGACUGGGCCGAUGCAUCAAUAAGUUCUAGUCGAUAA
Phytomonas sp. Hart1 is the source of this 648-nucleotide messenger RNA. NCBI's taxonomy places the organism in Eukaryota, Euglenozoa, Kinetoplastea, Trypanosomatida, Trypanosomatidae. The record is from the annotation of a GenBank genome assembly.